GAGAUGGAACGGGGGGAGAAUCGGCCUGGGGGUCAGAAUUUGAAGAUGAAUUUCACAGAGAUCUCCGUCAUGAUAGACCAUACACAGUAAGUAUGGCUAACGCGGGACCCAACACUAAUGGAUCACAGUUCUUCAUCACGGUUGUUCAAACGCCGUGGCUUGAUAACAAACACACGAUAUUUGGAAGAGCAACAGCAGGAAUGGAUGUGAUUCAUACAAUAGAAAACGCCAAAACUGAUAAAUUAGAUAAACCAUUUGAAGAUAUAAAAAUCCUUAACAUAGAA
Racocetra persica is the source of this 284-nucleotide messenger RNA. Lineage: Eukaryota; Fungi; Glomeromycota; Glomeromycetes; Diversisporales; Gigasporaceae. The record is from the annotation of a GenBank genome assembly.